Debaryomyces fabryi is the source of this 1434-nucleotide messenger RNA. It is a transcript of the gene AFP99, whose product is annotated as Afp99p. The coding region runs from base 1 to 1434 and encodes 477 amino acids. The record is from RefSeq and is a predicted model, not a curated record. Gene Ontology annotation, molecular function: metal ion binding; agmatinase activity. The transcript has a single exon. Lineage: Eukaryota; Fungi; Ascomycota; Pichiomycetes; Serinales; Debaryomycetaceae.
AUGAUAUACAGAAAACUAGCAAUAGUAGCACAAUUGGUCUCAAUUGUAUCAUGCAUAGCAAUAGGUCUGUACGAGGAAACUUUCAUAGACUCAGUAUAUGGAGAGCUAGUUGCUUCGACAGAAUCGAAUAAUUAUAAGCAAGAAUUACUUUAUAACGGAGAACUUACGAGGGAUGCGAAAUACGACAGGAUAACAGAAACUUCAAAAAUUGACUUGAGCCAGUUUGAUCCAACCGAUAUUGGUUCAUUUCAGCAGGUGCUUGAUAUGUAUCAUCUAUCACAAAAAUCAAAUAUGCAUCAAAAGCAUAAUGAUCUAUACUACGAGAAAUCCCAUGAAUCAUAUUGGAAGUAUAGGCCUAAAGUACACUUUCCAGACGACGAUGAUACAUCCGAUAUCUAUGACGAAGCUCACAACAUAUUUGGAGGCAUAACUACCUAUGGUCACUUUAAGCAUUUUAAUUGUUUCGAUCCUAAAUUAUUCGACGAAAAAAUCGAUAUUGCUGUAGUAGGAGCACCAUUCGACACAGGAGUAUCAUUCAGACCGGGGGCUCGCUUUGGGCCUGAUGCAAUUAGACUGGCUAGUAAGAGACUAGGUGGCGUGUCUCCAGACAGGGGUAGAGGCAACCCCAACACCAACAUGACGGAGAUUAAUCCAUAUGACCCUCGCAGUCACAACCUCAGCAUAAUUGAUUGUGGAGAUGUCCCCAUGACACCAUUUGAUAACAGAAUAGCCCUCAAUCAACUAUACAGAGGUCAAAGAUCGAUUCACAAGCAUGCAAGCGGUCAUAAACCGAAGAUUAUUACUAUGGGAGGAGACCAUACGAUAACACUUAUGGCAUUGAAAUCUGCUUAUGAGCAAUACGGCCCCCUCUCCGUGCUCCAUUUUGACUCACAUAUUGAUACUUGGGACCCUAAGAAGCUUGGUGGCGGCAUAACUAACUACAUGUCUCUCAACCACGGCACAUUUCUCCAUUAUGCUGCUGAGCAGGGCUAUUUGAAUAAAGGCUCGUGCUUCCAUUUGGGCAUGCGCGCGCCCUACAUCGACUAUCACUAUGAUUUACACCAUGAUAAGCACCACUGUGGGUUUAAUACCAUUACUGCCCGAGAUCUUGACAACUUAGGCAGGGCCAAUAUUGUCGAGUCCAUCAAACAGGCUGUAGGCUCCAUGCCUGUAUAUAUUUCGGUAGAUAUCGAUGUGUUGGAUCCUGCCACUGCUCCCGGGACUGGUACCGUGGAAGUUGGAGGGUGGACAGCGCGCGAGCUCUUGUCGAUUUUAGAUGGAUUAGAAGGCAUUAAUGUAAUAGGCGGUGAUGUUGUUGAAGUAAGCCCUCCCUAUGAUACGAACUCUGGUAUUACUGCUCUUGCAGCCACUGGAGUGAUAGACUCGAUAAUGGGACUCAUUAUGGUGAAAACGUUACCCGCACACGCUCUGUAA